Messenger RNA from Zerene cesonia (dogface butterfly), 1227 nucleotides. Its product is annotated as serine/threonine-protein kinase Aurora-1. Lineage: Eukaryota; Metazoa; Arthropoda; Insecta; Lepidoptera; Pieridae. Gene Ontology annotation, molecular function: ATP binding; protein kinase activity. The transcript has a single exon. Bases 104 to 1150 code for a protein of 348 amino acids. Gene Ontology annotation, biological process: protein phosphorylation; mitotic spindle organization; regulation of cytokinesis. The record is from RefSeq and is a predicted model, not a curated record. Gene Ontology annotation, cellular component: spindle pole centrosome; spindle microtubule; chromosome passenger complex.
GUUGGACUUGUCAUAUUAUUCAAUUCAAAUCUGAAAUCCGCGAACAUUGUGUUCAAUGAUAAAGUACUAGAAUAAAUUAAAUAGUAAUAAAGUAUAUUAAAAUAUGAAUAUUCAAAAGAGCGAGUCCAAAGAAAAUAGACCUCCAAUUGUUGGGCGAUCUCUAGUGCCGUCUACAAGUACACCGAUGAUUCAAGCGACAACAGAUGGUUUCAAAGUACCAACACUGCCUGUAAGUCGACCCCUCGCUCACAAUAACAAAGCAACAGUAGCAGGAGAACCUGUAAAACCUGAAGGAAAGAAAGAGGAGAAAAAGAAGCAAUGGACUAUAGCGGAUUUUGACUUAGGACGACCACUGGGCAAAGGUAAAUUUGGAAAUGUUUACUUAGCUAGAGAGAAAGAAUCGCACUACGUAGUUGCUCUAAAAGUAUUGUUCAAAAGUCAAAUUCACGAUUCGGAAAUAGAACAUCAAGUGCGUCGCGAAGUUGAAAUACAAUGUCGCCUUCGACAUCCCAAUAUACUGCGAAUGUACGGUUACUUCCAUGACGAAAAACGCAUAUACUUUAUCUUGGAAUACGCGAAACAUGGUGCUUUGUACAAAUUAUUGAAGGAACGCGGGCGUUUCGAUGAUAGAACUGCAGCUAUAUAUGUAAGAGAUUUAACCAAAGCCCUUAUUUAUUGCCAUUCCAAAAAAGUUAUACAUAGGGAUUUGAAACCUGAGAAUUUAUUAAUUGGCCACAACUGGGAGCUGAAGAUAGCUGAUUUUGGUUGGUCUGUGCACUCUCCAUCUUCUAGACGUAUGACAUUAUGUGGCACUUUGGAUUAUUUAUCACCUGAAAUGAUAGAUGGGAAACCACAUAGCUAUGCAGUGGAUAUUUGGAGUUUGGGAGUGUUAUGCUACGAGUUAUUAGUUGGUUUACCUCCAUUUGACGCUAAGGAUUCUCACCAAACAUAUAAAAAGAUACGCUAUGUCAUAAUAAAAUAUCCAGAAUUUGUCUCCGAGAAAGCUAAAGACUUGAUGGGAAAAUUAUUAGUGAUUAAUCCAGAACAAAGGCUACCGCUAGCAAGUGUUCUCCAGCAUCCAUGGAUCAUAGAAAAUGCCCCUGAAGGUGCAACAGCACCUGCUUUCAAUCCUGAACCAAAACAAUUGUAGUGUUAAUUUUAUAAAGUGUCCUUGUUGCUCUAAUAAUGGUAUUUUUAUAUGACAGAACCAUUGAACAAAUUUUAUCA